Molecule: messenger RNA, 3101 nt
Organism: Betta splendens (Siamese fighting fish)
Lineage: Eukaryota; Metazoa; Chordata; Actinopteri; Anabantiformes; Osphronemidae
Product: V-set and immunoglobulin domain-containing protein 10-like 2
Exons: 11
Coding region: 1033-3006 (657 amino acids)
Molecular function (GO): protein binding
Source: RefSeq, a predicted model, not a curated record
UCAUCUGAAAACACAUGAAUUGAUAGAGAAGCAAGAAUUACUAAAAGCCUAAAUUAGAAUCCUUGUCCUCAGCGAUCUUUGACCAUACUCAGCUGGAAUGUUGUUAAUUGGACACUGCAGUACAUCGUUAAAUGCGCGCGUAGCUCACAGCAAACACGAAGCUUUGCUGCCAGAUUUCGAAAUCUAUUUUAAUCCUAAUCUCAUCAGUGGAGUUUGGUCUGCUCUCUGGUCCCUACAUGACCCCUGAAAUUAAAAUCGGGAUCCAUAAAUAUUACAACUAACGAUGACAAUAACUGUGUUCGUCAAGGAUCUAUGAAGAUGAUUCUGCCGAUGUCAUCAUUUUCUCCCAAAUUAAAACCACUUCUGUUUGUGUUAUGCUUGUAAGAUAUUUUUGUGCUGUGGCUUGUUCUGAAACAAACAAAGGAAGAAGAAAAUCUAAGAAAUAAAUCCCCUUUAAUCCGUCUUUUCAUCCAUGGUUUUGUAUUCUAGCGCUGCACAGCUGGAAGGUGUGAAAAGAUGAUGGUUUAUAUCUGCAUGAGCAAUCAUCAGAUUUCCCAGUUUUAUCACACAACAUCAUAGGGAGCUGCGUGAAAGUGUUUGUGAAAGUUGGCACCAUAAAUGUGAAGACGAGAGGUUUUUGUGAGAUCCUCAGCGUUGGUUAUCGUUUAGUGGAUACACAUGAGCAUCCUGUGUGAAGGAAUGUGCAUGCGUGUGCUGUGAAAGGCCAAAUGGCUCGCCCAUGUUUCUGUCUUUUAUAAUGAAUGAGCUCAGUAUCACUGUGUUACUCUAACCCUGCUGGGGAAACAAAGAGGGCCAGAGAGAAAGGAAAAACACAUGAAUAAUUGAGCUCAAAUCAGUUUAGUCGCUCCGUGCCUUCCUUCUUUCAGAGUCUGCACCUGGAAACGACUGGAUCAGAGAGAAGACAGACAAGCGAAGGCAUCUUAAAGUUAAAGCCCAAAUUUGGACUUUUUUUUACCAUCUCUAUUACAUUUUAAUAGAAGAAGACGUUGGACUGAGGAUCAUCAUGGUACCAUGGUGGCCCCACUGCUAGGGCUGGCCUUCCUGUUUCUGCGCCUCAGUCUGGCCAACCCUGUAAUAAAUGGGCUGCAGAUCACUACCACUGGGGAGGUGGUGUACCAGGAUACGAGUGUGUUUGGGGUGGUGGGCAGGGCGGUGAUUCUGGAAUGCGGCCCCACGUUGCCCAACAUGUACAUAUGGAGCUUCACCAUGCCCGGCACCGAAGCCAUAAAGGCUGUGCUGUACAAUCUGGGGCAGGGGGUAAGGAUCCAGAAGCUGGCCGAGACCCUCGGAGAGCUGACGCCCAUCUCAAGCAGUGCGGCUGUGACCAUCAAUAAGCUGCUCAUAGCUGCAGAGGGCCUGUACACCUGCCAGGCCUUUUACGACAUAACAGGGGAGACCAAAGUGUACUACUACUACGUGCGUCUCAUUGUCCGAGUUCCCAUCACCAACCCAUACCUCCUGAUAAGUGACACCUCUCCCGUGGAGGGCUCUACAGUGUGGAUGAGCUGCAAACUGGAAAACGGGACCGGGCCCGUCCAGUAUUCGUGGGAACACGAAACCCGCACCGGAAACAUCACAACGUUUGCUCAGAGCACCAGCAGCACAAUCAACGUGACCAACGUGAGCCGCAACAACACAGGCUGGUACCGCUGUGUGGCCAGCAACGACGUCAACAGCGAGAGCUCCAACCGGUUACUGCUGGACAUCAUCUUCGGACCAGACGUUCCUCAAAUAGACGUUACUCCGUACACAAUAACAGAGCGUGGCUACUCAGCACUGGAGAGAGAGACUGUCUCUUUGAUGUGUCAAGCCCAGUCCAAUCCGGCCAGUCAGUACGUCUGGUUCUAUAACAACUCCCAGGUCUACACUGGACCACAGUUCACCAUCACCAAGAUCCUCCGCAUGCACACUGGCGACUACUCCUGCCUGGCACAGAACACCUACCUAAACACCAACUCCAGAAAAACCAUCAGCCUGACUGUCUACUGUGAGUGUGACCUCGGAUCUUGGACUAUCCCGUCAGUCUUCUUACUCCUCUCUUUAUGUGUAGUCCAGGAUCCGUGUCCUAUCCCCACAGACCCACCUGACGGCUCCCCCUCCUGCUUCUUGGAGGCUCUGAAUUACACCUCUCUGAGACUGCUCUGCUCCUGGUCUGGUGGAUUGCCUUCCCCUUCUGUUAAGCGGACUGGAGACCUGAAGGAUGCUAAACAAGACCAGAUCGAGGCGCAGAAAAGCAGUUUGCUAACCAACAGUGCCCUCUUGCUGCUGUCUGAGGACCUCCCCUCCAGCAGCUUGUUUACAUGGGCGCACUCCCAUGUGGCACUCAGACAAUCUUCUGACUACAGAGCCAACGUGCGCCUCCUAUGUACUAGACAACCAGCAGAAUGUGUUUCUGUCAUGCUCCUGGGAUGGAGGGGCCCUAAAGGCAUUGGUGUGUUAUUUUUGCCCUUUCUGCCUUCAUCAGAAUACUCCCUCCAGGAACCAAAUGCCAGAAGUUACACAGUGGCAAAACUGACGCCCACCUUUACCUACCAGUUCCGCAUUGCACCUGUCAACUACCGCACCAUAGGACAUCCUUCUGCAGCAAGGACUCCAGCGGAACGAGGCAACAACAUGUACGGCGCUGUGGUCGGGGCAGCUAUAGGUGGGAUGCUCUUUGCCGCCAUCCUGACAGUGCUGCUGCUCAUCUACAUAGUCCGCAACCGCAACAAUAACCCCCGCCUACAUGACAUGCUGUUUGGCUCGCAGCACAGCCAGUCGAGGGAGAACAUCAACUUUCCGGAAGAUGAAGUGGUAGGAAGCUCAGAGGGAGGAACAGAGGAAAUGGGUGGACCAUCUAGUCCAGGAUCAAGCAUGGCUUUACCUCGGGCAGCUUCACCCCUCACUACUCCCCCGAGUGCCACCCCCACUGCCAGCCAACCCCCUCCCCCUGGAGAUGACGAGCCAGUGAGCGUCACCAUCACAGUCAAGGCUGCAGGCUCAUAACUAUUUAUUGGUUGUAGUUUUUUUUGUAGACAGUUUUCACUUUUCAGUCUUCUAUGAUUUCAACAUCAGUGUAAUUACAAUAAACACUUAAAAGC